Messenger RNA from Symbiodinium sp. CCMP2592, 3825 nucleotides. The record is from the annotation of a GenBank genome assembly. Lineage: Eukaryota; Dinophyceae; Suessiales; Symbiodiniaceae.
AUGGGCACCCUCCCCACCAAACCUGAAUCCAGCCAACACUCGCUGUCCGAGUUUGAUACCCCUUACAGCAGGAUUCGAUUGUGGACGCUUCCCGCUUCGAUUCUUGCUGGCGCGAUCAUUGUCAGUAUCUUUGAGCCGAUGAUGUUGUUGAUCGCGAUGGUCGCACUGAUCUGGCUCACGAUGAUCCAUCGGACCUACGCGCGUUCGCUCGAUGAGCAUCGACGACGCAACACACAAGCCCGAGCGUCGGUUGAUCUUGCAAAGCAAUCCAUGAGCCGUCUCCGCUCGAUUCUCGAUUCUGCGGAUGUCCCUGUGAUCGCAACGGACAACAACGGCACCAUUGUCCAGGUCAAUAGAGCUGCGAGAUCAAUCCUCGGAUCAGGACGACAACUGCAAGGUGAACUCUUCGACACACUGAUCACUCAGCACGCUGUGUGCGAACUCGAACUGCUCGCGCGACAAGGCGAAGCGGGUCAUGCUCGGCUUGAACUCCCUGUAGGGAUGGAUAUCCGGAUCUUCGAUGUAGCCGCUGAUCCGAUCCAGAGCACAGGGGGCGCCGUGUGUACCUUCACUGAUAUCACUGAACUCACACGCUCGGUUACACUCAAAGCGGACUUCGCGGCGAAUGCCAGUCAUGAACUGCGCACACCGAUCGCAUCGAUUCUUGGAGCCGUCGAUACGCUCGAUGGUCCUGCACAGAAUGAUCCGGAGAUGACACGCAAGCUCGUCGGGAUGAUCUCUGAGAACGCGACACGGCUUGACUUGAUGGUCAAGGACCUGCUCGAUCUGUCUAAACUGGAAACCCCCUCUGUAGCACUCGUGGUAUCAGAGGUUCAUCUACGCGACUUGAUCACCACAAUCUCCUCGCCGUUCCAACCAAUCUGUGAACGCCGGGAUCUUGAGAUUGUGACCAAGAUCGAUGAAGAAGCGCUAUCUAUCUAUACAGACGAAUCGCUGAUCGGAUUGAUCCUGCGGAAUCUCAUCGAGAACGCGACCAAGUUUGCAAACGAAGGGACCAAGAUCACGAUCCGAGCGGAAGCCGUGAAAAUAUCGGUGGAUCCAACGAAUCCGGCUCCAAGCGAUCUCAAACACGAGUUGGGUGUGCGUAUCAGUGUCAAGGAUCAGGGAAUCGGGAUCCCGCUGGCGCAUCAGAAUCGCAUCUUCGAGCGGUUUUACCAGGUUGAUGAAGCACGCACAGGGUCCUCGGCUCGCAGAGGGACAGGCCUGGGACUCGCGAUCGUCAAGCACUCAGCACGGAUCCUCGGCGGCACGAUCCGCGUCAGCAGCAUCCCUCAGCAAGGAACCACAAUGAUCGUGGAACUGCCCGAUACCAAGGGCAUGGGUUCGGUAGCAGACCCAACGACCAAUAUGGCCAAAGACUCUACAAAAUCUCAAUCCAAGUCCUCGAGCCGAUCCCAAGCUCGCACUGGGACGAUCCAGCGAAGAUCCACUGUGCGCGUUGGGAACAAGCCGAUCCGUCAGCGGCUCGCGGACCUGGUCUCCUCUCCCAACUUGUUCUGGGGGACGAUCGCGAUCAUUGUGUUCACGCUUGUCGUGGGCUCGAUCACCAACUGGACACGAGGACAACUCCUCGUCUCCGUUGGUCAGGUCAUGCAGCAGACACGGACCUCGCGUGUUGAGUUCAAUACGGAAGAUGUCCAGCAGACACAGAUGCAGAAGCAAGCCGCUCGGCUGAAUGUGCCUCGCAUCCACAACGCAGACUUACCUGUGCUCGAAGAGAUCCGCGCCUCGCUCGCGAACCUUCCUCGCACACUCGGAGGCGUUGCAAGCCUUGACGAGGUUGACCGCGACAUCCGCGUUCGUUUUGGACUGACUGAAGAAUCCUUCAACACGCUCCGCGAGACCGCUUCACAAGAGGCAAGUCUGCAGCUCUGGAUCGAUCAUGUGAACUCGCUCGACGAAAUCCUCCGCCGGCGUCCUCUUCUGGAUCGUCAGACUUGGCAGCGCGCCACACAAGAAGGACUCAACACGCAGAUUGAGCUGCGCUUUGGUGCUGCAGAAGAAGGCAUCCAACCGCCAUCGCGGAUCAGCCGUGUGGAUGUGAUCAACAUUGAUAACACGGAACAGUUCAAGACCGAGAUCGACCGGAUGGUCCGCAUCGCGGGGUUUGUCGAUCCGGUACACACUGUGGUUGUCAAUCGACUCGGACACGAGACACGACCAACCUUUGCGUUCGAUCAGUCCGCGACCUCAGCAACGCAGGAAGCCGCGGCGGGUCGUGUACAGCCGGUCCGUCGUUCGAUCACUGUCGGACAACGCAUCUUCGCACGAGGCGAUGUACUCGAACAAGCCGCGUAUGAACUCGCGAAGACCGAGAUCGAGCAGUUUGCCAAACAAGGGUCCACACCUCGACGCGUGCUCAAGUUCCUCUCCAUCUAUGGGAUGGUCGGGAUGCUCGGGAUCAUCCUCGCGGGAUACAUCUCGAUGUACUGCCCGCGGAUCGCGACAAGACCUGCUCGGACUGGAUGGCUCACAAGCAUCGUCUGCGCCUGUGUGUUCUUUGCGUGCGUGCUCAGUGUCUUUGACCCCAGACUUAUGUGGCUCGCGUCCAUCACCCCUGUGGUGCUCGUCGCGAUCCUGAUCUGCAUCGCGUACGACCAACGCACAGCCCUCGCAGUCUGCGGCAUCUGCGCCAUCCUCGUCGGACUCGCGCUCAAAAUGCAUACCGGGAUGUUUGUGCUCAUGCUGAUCGGAUCCGCCGGCGCAAUCGCACAACUCAGCGAGAUCCGUGAUCGACGCACGAUCAUCCGCAUGUCGAUUGUUAUCGCGGCGAUCCUCGCUGUGGUCGCUCUGUUCGACCAGUUCAUUGUGCUCCCGACUGUUGGUGUUGGUGGUUCGCAAAUACUCCAGCCCCUCGCUGGAGCCGCGGCUCAAGCGGGGAUCUCAGGGCUGCUCGCGGGCGGGAUCGCUUUAUUCAUUCUGCCAUUCAUCGAGCGUGCGUUUGAUAUCUCUACAGGGAUGACGCUCAUCGAGUUGCGUGAUCCGAAACAACCGUUGCUCAGAGAGCUUCAGCAGCGUGCGCCAGGGACAUACAACCACUCGCUUAAUGUCGCUUCGAUCGCGGAGAGCGCCGCGGAGUCCAUCGGCGCCGAUGCGCUGCUGACCUAUGUAGGAUGUUUGUACCACGACAUCGGGAAGAUGAAUAAGCCGGGUUACUUCAUCGAGAAUCAAUCAGGUGGUCCCAACAAGCACGACAAGCUCAAUCCCGCGAUGUCGCUGCUCGUCAUCGUCGGACACGUCAAAGACGGCGUUGAGAUGGCGCGCGAGAACGGUCUCCCCAAAUCACUCCAUCACUUUAUCGAUGCGCACCACGGCACGACGCUCGUCGAGUAUUUCUACCGCCGUGCGAAGGAACAAGCGGCGCAGUCCGAUGAAGUCCGCACUGUUGAACAGAUCAUGAGCGACAACGCGGAGGAUCAACUCCCUGAGGAAGUGGAUUACCGCUAUCCGGGACCGAGACCCCAAACGAAAGAAGUCGCGAUCGUGAUGCUCGCUGACGCCGUCGAGAGCGCGACUCGCACACUCACUGAGCCGACUUCAUCGCGCAUCGAUGCGCUUGUACGGAACCUUGCGAACAAGCGAUUGAUGGAUGGGCAGUUCGAUGAGUGCAACCUGACAUUCUGCGAGCUCAAAACCAUCUGCGAUUCGAUUUCCAAGACCGUCGCGAGCAUCUAUCACGGGCGUAUCCGCUACUCGUCUGACGCUGAGGAGAGCAAGGCAUCGAGCAAGAAGAAAGAUGCUGAGAACUCAUCCAAUCAACAAGACGACGAGCAGAGUGAUAAACAAUCAGACAAGUCCGCGUGA